Messenger RNA from Penicillium daleae, 882 nucleotides. RefSeq names its product RTA1 domain-containing protein. The coding region runs from base 1 to 882 and encodes 293 amino acids. Gene Ontology annotation, cellular component: fungal-type vacuole; plasma membrane. Lineage: Eukaryota; Fungi; Ascomycota; Eurotiomycetes; Eurotiales; Aspergillaceae. The record is from RefSeq and is a predicted model, not a curated record. The transcript is spliced from 3 exons.
AUGCCUAGCUACGCUGACUGCACGGCCGUCAGCCCGCUGUGCCCAGUCGAGGCUACAACCUACGGCUACUAUCCCAACUUUGGCGCCAACGUCUUCUUCACUGUUUUCUUUGGGGUUUUGGGCAUUUGCCAGAUUGGCUAUGGAGUCUACUUUCGCACUUGGACCUUCAUGGUCGCCCUGGGCGCCGGUGCGAUCAUGGAGAUGGCCGGAUACGUGGGCCGAGUCUUGAUGAACUCCAACCCUUGGAACGAGAGUGCGUUCAAGCUGCAAAUUGUGUGUCUAGUCUUAGCACCGACCUUUGUCGCCGCCGGCGUCUACCUCACUCUCAAGCAUAUUGUGUUGAACCUGGGUCCCGAGCACUCCAAACUCAAGCCACGCCUGUUCACUUGGAUCUUUAUCAGCUGUGAUAUCGGCUCGUUGAUUCUGCAAGCAGCCGGUGGUGGUGUCGCGGCUGCUGCUGGACAUUCGGAUCAAAAGCUCCUCAAGGCUGGCGACGAUAUCAUUAUCGCGGGUAUUGCCUUCCAGGUGGUCACGAUGGCCGUUUGUGGGAUAUUGGGUCUGAACUUCUUCUGGAAUGUUUUCCGCAGCGGUAAUGGCCUGGUGGGUGAGAAGACGUUGGAGGAUCCUACACCGGCGAUUUCGCCUCAGCGAAUGAGGCUGGUGAUCAUUGCUGAGGUCUUUGCAUACUUUACAGUCUUGAUCCGGUGUAUCUAUCGUAUUCCUGAGAUGGCCGGCGGUUGGGGCAGCGCGCUGAUGCAAAAGGAGAACGAGUUCCUCCUUUUGGACGGAAUGAUGAUUGCUUUGGCCUGUACGGCCUUCACUCUCGUCCACCCUGGUCUUUUCAUUCCUUCGAUGCGGACCGGGCACAAAAACCGGACUUAG